AUGUUUGUUCAUUCACAAUUUAUUAUUCGACGUCACACGUACUAUAUAGGUAAGACUCUAAUCUUAAUAACUAUAUCAAACUUCUAUGACUCCGAAAACAUCGACACCAUCAUCGAGGAGGUGCUGGAAGACCUCAUCACUGCAGUAGUGUCGGAUUCCAGCGUCCUCCAAAUCGAGACGACCGUCCAGUCGGUGCUCCAGGAUAUCGUAGCCAUGGAAUUUGGCUACAGAGGUCAGAGACCAUCUUCAACUGGACACUGA
This is a messenger RNA of Macrosiphum euphorbiae (potato aphid), 261 nucleotides long. NCBI's taxonomy places the organism in Eukaryota, Metazoa, Arthropoda, Insecta, Hemiptera, Aphididae. The record is from the annotation of a GenBank genome assembly.